AUGUUCAGUAAGUUCACUGCAAAUCUCGACUUUUGCAAGUGUGUGUUUUUAAAACACAAAGUGCUCGAAUAUGUCGUCACACAUUUGAUAAAUAUGGACACCAUAGCACUUUUAAAACACUUGAAAUGUGUAAAAAUGGAUCUGGAUCUUGUCUUCAAGGCUUUAGUUAUUAAGGAGUUGAAGGGGUACCUAGGUAAACCCAGAGCCGUCAUCUCGGAAGACAUUUUAGACUGUCGGAGGACGCAUGAGACAAAAUAUCCGAUUUUAUCGAAGAUGGCCCGUGAUUUUCUUUUAAUACCUGCAACUUCAGUACGUGCUGAGAGAUUAUUUUCUAAAGCAUCAUUAGUAAUUAGAAACAUAGAAAUAGGUUAA
Messenger RNA from Parnassius mnemosyne (clouded apollo), 372 nucleotides. The record is from the annotation of a GenBank genome assembly. Lineage: Eukaryota; Metazoa; Arthropoda; Insecta; Lepidoptera; Papilionidae.